AGUUGUCAUCUCAUUUUAUUACCUCUACUUGGCAACCAAGCUUCUUUUUCAUUGGUCUUAUAAUUAAUUGUGUGCUUACCAAUUUCUUCUUCUUCUUUCAGUUCGUUUGAUCGUGAACCUGCAAUUGGUUUCGAGGGCAUCCCUGAUCGAGUUAAUGUACAUAGUCGGGGGGCUACUUCGGAGAUGGAGAUGACGGACUUCGGGAUUCAGCCAGGUGGUGCUCCUGCUCCUCCUCCUCCUCCUCCUCCGCCAGGACACGCUACUUCGGAGACGAUGGACUUCGGGAUUCAGCCAGGUGGUGCUCCUCCUGCUCCUCCUCCUCCUCCUCCAGGACACAGAUCUUCUCCUCCUCUUCCUCCUCCUCCUCCGCCAGGACAUAGAUCUCCUCCUCCUUCUCCUCCUCCUCCUCCUCCUCCGCCAGGACACAGAUCUCUUCCUCCUCUUCCUCCUCCUCCUCCUCCUCCUCCUCCGCCAGGACACAGAUCUCCUCCUCCUCCUCCUCCUCCGCCAGUACACAGAUCUCCUCUUCCUCCUCCUCCUCCUCCUCCGCCAGUACACAGAUCCUCGUCUGUUUCUUCACCGCAGUUGUCUGCUUAUCAUCGGAUUAAGACGAAAAGGCCACUUUUGCAUCUACUUCGAGUGGGCCUAAGUAGCCGCCGCAACAAAUGACGUGAUGGAAGGUUUUUUGGAUGGACUUGGUUUUUAGAUUUCUCAGAGACAUUUGUAUUUGUUUUUCCCUCAACUUUUUCCUCACUCAUCAUUGGAUCAUGAUCGUCAAUUUCACUCCAAGGAU
This is a messenger RNA of Linum tenue, 793 nucleotides long. NCBI's taxonomy places the organism in Eukaryota, Viridiplantae, Streptophyta, Magnoliopsida, Malpighiales, Linaceae. The record is from the annotation of a GenBank genome assembly.